GCGUUUCAACUAAAAACAGACGUAAUUAUUGAUUUUGGUGGCUCGUCGAUAUUCAAUAUUUAUAAUAACUAUAUGGUGUUGCUGUGCCGGUGCGGCGGCGCGAAAGUUGCCACGAGCAACCGAAAAAUCUCGUAGAACUGAAGGAAAAUCAAAUGAUAAAAAAAACUUUGUAGGUACUCGUUAUACUCUAACGUUGUUGCCAUUAUUUUUAGUAAGUAAUUAAUAAUAAUUAAAUAACAAUUAUUGUUAUUCGACGGAUUGACACAAACAGAAAUUACUUAUCAAAAGUCGUCGAGAGAGCCUGCUGUAGAGUGCAGAUUAUAAUAUUUUAUUAUUACGUACUUUUGUCAUGCCAUUUUCGUUUGUUUAUUAUCUACAGCCAGUGGCUUUUUGAAGACAGCCCUCCGGGAACAUUCAAGUUGUUGGGUGGGAGAGGGUGGCACAGUACUUUUAUCAUGCGAUAAUAAAAAAAAUAAAAUCACUGAGAAAUUAUAAUUCUUAUUUUUUAUCAAACCGAUAUACUCAAUAAGUUCACUUUUUCAUACCUAAUUAAGUAAACAAUGUUCAAUCGAAUUUAUGUGUUUUAAGGGGCUUUUGUUUUCUAUAGAUCUUAGGGUCGUUAAAUUUCACGUUACGCCACUUCCUAAAACGGCUAGAACUAUAGAUAUAUUAUUAUAGGUAAGUACGUCAUUAGCUCGCAUCGGAGAACAGUCUCAACAAAAAAUAACACACCUAGUAUUUCAAUAUGAAUAUAAAAACAGCACCUACAAAAUAUAAAAUGUAUAAUUAAAUGUAAUAAUGACGAAUAACAGGUAAAAUAUCACAUUCAGACUACCUACCUACCCGGAUACACGGCCCGAUGUGUAAAAAUGUUAUUUUAAAAUCUAGUUUCAUAUUUAUUGUAGCCACAUCAUUGGUAAGCACUAGGUACUGGAUGGAAAAUUAUUGUUUAUUGGACUGGUCGAAAGGGACAAGGAAUGGUUGGUUGAGCUUCUAAAAAAACUAAAAUACCUUUAUUAAUAGAAUUAGUACCUUUUUUAGUUUCGAAAUUUUCUAUUGUAUAAUUUAUAAUGACAAUUAUAACUAGGUGUUUAUAUCUAAAUUAAUAUAGAUGGGUACCUAUGGUUUUUUAAAUUUAUUAAGCAAAGCGGCUCAAAAAUCAUUGUUAUCAAAAUAUUAUCACAAUGAUAUCGAAAUUUAUUAUCUGCAAGCAUCCAGAUAAGGGUUAAGCAAAACGCAAAAUUAAAAACAUCGAAUAGUGCUGAUAAGCAAACGCGAAAAAUAAGAAUACCUAAUAAUAAUAUAUUUUAAUAUUUUGCAAUUUUGCAAAUAUCUAAAUCUAAAAGCACUGCUUUUGCAAACAUGAAAGAAAUUAAUUCUUUAGUAUGUCGUUAAAUAUUACAGAACCAUAAUGAACGCACCGAGUCCGGAAGUGGACGUAUUUAUUAGCAACUAUACGAUCGUCGAUCCAGACGUAUAUCAUCUGUGGGUGAAUGGAUAUUCCGCAUCGGAAGCAGUGUCCAUUCUGAAACAGUACGGUAUUCUAGAGGAAAUGGGCACUACACUCGACUUGGUUGCAUCCGACAUAUUGGAUCACUACAGAACUUAUAGUUUGCUAGAAAAAAUAAUACAUUAUCCAACAAAGUUAGAUCAGCAGCUGGCAUUUCAAAUUGAGCCACAAACUAAACACAUAUUAGUGGAAAAGUAUUAUGAAAUAGAUGAUAUAGUUAUUCGAGAAUUUCUUGGAAAAAAAUUAUCAUCAAAACAUCGUAAAGAUUUGGACGAAGUUAGUGAAAAAACAAGCAUCGCUAUAAAAUCGUGCAGACGCCAAUUUGAUAAUGUCAAAAGAGUUUUUAAGGCUGUUGAAGAACUUCAAGGUUCUGUAAUCCAAAACAUUUCCAGCAUAUUUCUACUAUCAGAAGAUCUGGCAAAGAAGUAUGGAGUAAUUGUUUUCAUAGCCUGUAUGCGUUUUGAAACGUCGAAACGUAAAUUACAAAUGUUAACAUUUCCUGAUUUUUAUGAACCAACUCUUUGUAUUAUGAACAAAUGGACUUACCCUAAAAGUAGUCCAGAAUUUGGAGACACUGACUUGGAUCGAGAGUUUCUGCUUGAAUUAAGAGAAGUUAGAGUAUUAUUGGAUAAAGAAAAGGAUCACAAACAUAUUGUAUGUCAAAAAUUAAAGCCAGAGUUUCUAGAAAAAACAUAUAAUAGUAUGGAAGGAAAUUUUCGUUUAUUGAAUAGAGCUAUAAUAGGAAUAGCCUAUAAUCUUCACCAUAAUAGAGAUUUACGAGGAUUUUUUCUGGAAGUAGUAGAAAGAAUUAUUGAUCCAUGGAGAAUACUUGGUUGGAACAAAGUAGAUGUAAUGAAUUUUCUAAAAGUAUACGUUAACUGUGCCAUAGAAUUAGAUAUAUUCCAAGAUGCAGAAGUAAAGAAAGCUUGGGAACGAUAUAUGGAUGUAAUAACUACCAGUGUCAAACAACUUUACUGAAAUGAUACAAUGAUAUAUUUUAAGAAAAUUAAAAAUUGUUUGUUUUAUAGUAUAGACUGCUCAGAUAGUGAUUUUUAAUAUUAUGCCAGUUUUUUUUUAGUAACACGUGUCCUUAUAAACAGUUGUAACUAUAUUUAUAUGUAUUUUUAUGGUUUAGAAAAGUUAACUAUUUUUAUAAGCAUUGAAGCCUCAAUACGCCAAAAUAUUUGUUUUAUGUUACUUGUAUUGCCGUUAUUCUUAGAUUGUGAGUGUUAUUUUUAACUUUUGUUUUUUGAAAGCUUUUAUAUAAUCUAGUAGUUAUACUUUUAUUUUAUAGAAUAUAGAUUCACUAAAAUUGUAAAUCUGUUGUGCUAGUCUUCAAUCUAAUACAUACAUGUAUGAUAUUGUAUUUAUUUAGUAAAUUAUAAAUAUUAUGAAAAAUUA
This is a messenger RNA of Aphis gossypii (cotton aphid), 2911 nucleotides long. It is a transcript of the gene Fibp, whose product is annotated as acidic fibroblast growth factor intracellular-binding protein. The transcript is spliced from 8 exons. Lineage: Eukaryota; Metazoa; Arthropoda; Insecta; Hemiptera; Aphididae. The coding region runs from base 1412 to 2488 and encodes 358 amino acids. Gene Ontology annotation, cellular component: nucleus. The record is from RefSeq and is a predicted model, not a curated record.